This is a messenger RNA of Saprolegnia diclina VS20, 733 nucleotides long. RefSeq lists its product as hypothetical. Lineage: Eukaryota; Oomycota; Saprolegniomycetes; Saprolegniales; Saprolegniaceae. The record is from RefSeq and is a predicted model, not a curated record. The transcript has a single exon. The coding region runs from base 85 to 507 and encodes 140 amino acids.
UUCUCCACCCAGAAAGAAAAACGCCAUUUCGAGCGUGCGCCUGUCUACCGACACACGAUUUUCGAGCCAGACCCACGAAGAACGAUGGUGCUGCCAACGUCCGUCGCCGACGCGGUCGCGCGGCUCUCGGCGGCCCUCUCCAGCACGCUCUUGGAGCUGCAGACGCACGUGCGCGACUUGACGGCGACAUUGUACGCGGCCGAGGCGCCGCUGGACCCAACGACGUUGGAGGAAAAGUCGACGGAGCUCGAAGCCCGGGCCGACGAGGCGGCGCAGAGCCUCACGAGCCAACUUGAAUCUUUCUUCUCGACGUGGUCGGCGACGUGGACGGAAUUGACGAGCCCCGUGGCCGAGCGUUAUGGCGCGACCGCCCGCGACGUCCUGGAGAAGAUCGAAGGGACCAAAGUCAUGCUCGAGCAAACGCUGGGCGAAGGCAAGCUCCAGCUCCAGCUGCACUACAACGCAGCGAUGCGGUCCCGGCCCGCGUCCACCACCAUGGUGCACUAACCACCAACGGACCAGCACGCGUUUCGAUCGAAGCGACGACGUGCUUCGUCAAAGCACUUCUUGGCCCAUACCCUUGGGCCACCGUAAUCUAUAUACCUGAAUGUACAUAUAUCUAUAUACCUGAAUGUACAUAUACGUUGACCUGAUCGCUGGUUCGACGACAAGCUUUUCUUCAUUGACUAACUUCGUCGAAGAUGUCUCCUCUACCUCCUAAUGAACUCGGAAC